AUGGCUUGGCGUUGGUUGCCUUGGCUCCUGGGUGCAUGCACGGGCCUGGCGCUUCUGCUGCUGCAGAGCGCGAUGCAGUCCGGCAAGGUGCCGCGCAACGUGCAGCCGGAAGUGCGCUUCCAGGCGAUGCCCACCUUCGUUCUGAAGCACAACAGCAAGGCAGGCGGGACCUUCUCGCGCACGCUCUUGAAGGCAGUCUUUAAGUUCAAUCCGUCGAAGAAGGCGCUGUGGAAGAUUAUUGACGAUGACAACGCGCUUUUCCCGAACGACAAGAAAAAGAACUUUGUAGCUGUGCUGAUGCGGAAUCCCUGCGCCUGGAAUGUGGCUUGGGCCAACGAGUGCCCGACCAAGGCUUGGGACUUUGGGCGCCCCACCUUUGCCGCCAACCCCUUGGGGCCCAUGGGCUACUUGGAGCGCCACACCACAGACACAGAGCUCAGGAAUUGGAUGCUGAACGCCCGAUCCCCUGAGGGCCUUGGGGUGAUCAGCUUCUACCUUUGGCAGUCCAUGGUCUGCCCGAAGUGUUGGGGCUGGCACCGGAAAGUGAAGGAGGGCCUCAAUCCAAAGGAAGGAGAGCACUGCAACAGCAGCCACCGGGCGCAACAGGACAUGGCCGUCAUGAAUCCUCAGUCCCUGGCGCAUUGCUGGAUCUUUCAAGAGACCCUGAUGGAGGACAUGCGGGUUUGUUUGACGGCCUUUGAGGCCUCUCAUCCUGCAGCAGCAGACUCAGUUCGCUGGGACCUUUUUGAGAAGGCAGCGGCCAAUCAGAGCGGAGAGGCGCUCUUCUUCGAGCGAGACUGGAGCGUGGCCCGCUGGGCGGCGCCAUCCCUGCAGUACCGGAGGCAUAAGCCUUGCGAGGAGCACUUCCGGGACCCAGCCAUGCGGCAGAUUGUCCGGCAGUCUGACGCGCAUUUGUUCGAGAAGUUCGGCUACUCAGAUUGCUGCGCUCCAAGCUCCCGCGAGAUCUGGUGA
Molecule: messenger RNA, 972 nt
Organism: Effrenium voratum
Lineage: Eukaryota; Dinophyceae; Suessiales; Symbiodiniaceae
Source: the annotation of a GenBank genome assembly